Messenger RNA from Mucor velutinosus, 1269 nucleotides. RefSeq names its product WD repeat-containing protein slp1 (gene slp1). The coding region runs from base 1 to 1269 and encodes 422 amino acids. The record is from RefSeq and is a predicted model, not a curated record. The transcript has a single exon. Lineage: Eukaryota; Fungi; Mucoromycota; Mucoromycetes; Mucorales; Mucoraceae.
AUGCUGACAAUUGUCCCAAAGGAAAUUUUGGGCCAAAUCAUUAAGCUGCUGUCUCGGCAUGACAUGUAUCAGCUCGUGUGCACUUGCAACUAUAUGUACCUGAUGACUCUGCCCUCCCUCUAUAGUUAUUUGGAGCUUGGAUACCAUGUUUACGUUCGCCAGCUGCGACAUGGUGUCAAAACAAAUCUCUUUCUAAGAAACACGAUUGGUAGCUAUACAAAGCACCUCGAGUUGAGAUCUCGGCAAAACAAGAAUUGCUGGAGGGUAGACGACUUGACGCAGAUCCUAAGCACUUUGUCUCGAGUGGAAACCUUGUCGUUUACUGACUUCCAUGCCCUCUCUACAGAAACCAUCCUCAACGUAGUUGCUUCACUACCAAGUUUAAAGCACAUUGAAUUUAAAUAUUGCCAUAUCUUGUCUAGGCCAUUGAUCCAGCACAGGUUUGCCUCCAACGACGCACCAUCAGCGAGCAACCCCUUGCCAGCCAUUUACAGCCUAUCCUACAUCUGGACUGAUUUCACUAAGAGAGCAAUUGCGCCUUGCUUAUUUCCACAGAUAACAAACCUUGAGCUUGGAUCGAAUCGAAACAAGUACGAAUCAGUAAACGGACUCAUGGUGAAUUUGGUCACACACCACUGCCCAAACAUUACUCAUCUGACUAUCGCAUUGCCACAAGUAGACGAACCCAUUUUAUGUGAUACAAUAGCACACUAUGGCGCACAGCUACAGCAACUAUCUAUCAAAUGCGUCGGCUAUCGUACACUUUUGGCAAUUUCCGCUCAAGCAUUGAACUUACAAAAGCUUGCACUACGUGUAACAUCCGAACCACAGGAAGAAGAGGACAUCAGUCCAUAUAUGACCCAGAUAAUUACAGCAUGCAAACGUCUUGAAAGCUUUGAAAUAGCAUCUACACAGCUGGAUCAACAUGUUCCCAACAAAAUUUGGGAAGCAAUCAUUGCUGGUAGAAACGUGGAUCUCACAAACGCAUCUCAGAAAAGGCAAUCAAGAGCACAAUUUGCUCUCAUGGUAAGACAGAAGAACCAAAUGGCAAAAAACGACUCAAAAUCAGGAAUGGCAAGUCGGCAGAGGCUCCCUCUUAGAAGAAAUAGCGUCUGGUUUGAUACUGUCUCUGAAGAAGUCUUGGAACAACGUUAUCAUUACAACAAUUCAAUCAGUGGAAGAUAUCAACACCGGCGCAAUAAUUUUGAGCAACUACAGCUUACUCGUUCAGAGUGCAUGGCGAUAAGAGACUCUACAUUGAAUGCUUGA